UCGGUUUUCUGGUUUUUUUUUUUUUUUUUGGUGUUUUUUGGUACUAAUAAAUUUACUGGUUUGUGAUCCUCGUUUGUUUUGAUUUUUCUGUUCUACCUGUUUUUAGUUUCUUACAAAACCCAGCAUUUAUUUCGCCCAAUAGAGGAAAACAGACAAGAAGAAGAAAGGAUUUAAAUAUACUCUUCUCUUGAAGCUCCACACAAUUGGCAUCCCAAAAGAUAUAACUAUAAUAUAUAAUAUACAGGCAAGCAUGGAGUUUCUCAUUGCAUGUGGUACUUCGAUUACUGGAAAAAUAGCAGAGUAUACAGUUGCACCGGUUGGCUGUCAUCUGGAUUAUAUCUUCCACUAUAGACGCAAUGUACACGACCUGAAAACAGAAACAGAGGAUAUGAAUGUUAAGAAGAAAAUAGUGGAGGAUUUGGCUGAUGAAGCUAAAAGACGCGGAGAAAAUAUACAAGAUGAUAUUGAAGACUGCCUAACCAAAGUGGUUGAGAUCACCCAAGAUGCACAAAAUCUUAUAGACGACACAAACAUCAAGUGUGGUUUGAGGGGGUGUUUUUCUUAUUUGGUGGCACGCUAUCGAUUCAGCAAGAGAGCAAAAGAGAUUAGGGAGUCUGUUGUUGAAAUCAAGGGCAAGAUCAGGUUUGAUAACAUUUCUUUCCGUCCUAAACUCAAAAAUAUUUUUGAAAAUAAAGAUUACCUAAACUCUACCACAAGAGAGAAAUUUGUGGAUGGAAUUAGGAAGGCGCUGGAAGACAGUAAUAUCAGAAUGAUUGGCAUUCAUGGCAUGCCUGGUGCAGGUAAAACCACGCUGGCCAAAGAAAUUGCCAGAAAGGCCUUAUCAAAUGAUUGGAAUUUAUUCGAUGAUGCUGUUAUUGUUACAGUAUCAGAAACUCCAAUUUUUGAAACAAUCCAACAGCAAAUUGCAGAUAGGCUGGGUCUAAAAUUCGAUGGGGAGAUGAUAUCUGAAAGAGCUCUUCGUCUCCGAAAUCGAAUGAAGAAUGAAAAAAGGUUCCUCAUAAUUUUAGAUGACAUUUGGAAUGAUAAGCUGAAGCUUGAGGAUGUUGGAAUAGUUUUUGAAAGUGAUCAGAAGGGGUGUAAGAUAUUAAUGACCUCUAGAUUUGAGAGAGUAUUGGGUAAUGAUAUAGGUGUUGAUAAGAAUUUCAAAGUUGAUAUUCUUUCAGAAGAUGAAGCAAGAAAUUGGUUCGAGAGCAUAGUGGGCGAUAAGAUUGUUACAACUCCUGCAUUCCAAGAAUAUGGAAAUAAGAUUGUUGAAAAAUGUGGGCGCCUGCCACUUUGCAUUGUAACGGCUGCACAUUCAUUGAAAAAUUGUGAUAAGUUGCCUUUAUGGAGAAAUGUCUGGAGACAACUACAGGGCUCUAAACAUGAUGAAGUUGUGCAAACCGCUAUCAAACUAUGUUAUGAUAAGUUACGGAGUGAUGAAGCAAAGCAAUUACUUUUGCUCUGUUCCCUGCACGAAGAGGAUGCAAACAUAAGCAUGGAGAAUUUAAUGAGAUAUUGUGUGGGCCUAAUCAAAAUGUUUAAUGAUGCCGAUACAUUGCAAGAGGCAAGAGAUUUAGUGUACUGUUUGGUUGAGGAACUCAAAGAUUGCUGUUUGUUGUUGGAUGGUGAUCGUUCUGGUCUAGUUAAAAUGCAUGACGUCGUUCGUGACGUUGCCAUAUCAAUUGCGAAAGAAAAUCAUGAUAUGCAUUGUUUUGGAGAUGGUAGUGAGGUAGAAAAAUUUCUCAAGGAGAAGAAAUUUGAAGACUUGAAAGCAAUUUCACUGCCUAAUGGUUAUCUGGAUGAGUUAGUUUUCAAAAUUGGAAGGUCGGAAUACACACAGCUUCAGUUAAUGAUUUGUAUGUCGAAGAAAUCUUCUCUAAAAAUAAUCCCACGUGAUUUUUUUGGGAGGACAAAAGUGCUUAGGGUGUUGGUUUUCUCCGCGAAUGUAUAUCUGCUUCCAAGCGUGUUUGCUUCACAUUUAUCACCCCUGCAAAAUCUUUGCACCUUGCGUUUACGUGAUUAUGAUGUGAGAUACAUAGCUGAAAUUGGAAAACUCAAGAACCUAGAAAUUCUUGACCUUUCUGGAUCUAAAAUUGAGAAAUUGCCAGGUGAGAUAGGGCAACUUACUCGUCUACGCAUGUUAGAUUUGAGUAAUUGUAUAUGUCUUCAAAUGAUUGAACCUAAUGUCAUACUGCAUUUGAAAUCUUUAGAAGAGUUGUAUGCGGAUGGGUUUAACAACUGGCAUAGAAUUGAUCAAGUAGAUAAUAAUGGGGAGAGAAGGAAUGCGGGUCUUGAUGAGCUAAAACAUUUGGUUCAUUUGACUGCUUUGGAUGUAUCUGUAGUUGACGUCAAGAUGCUACCAGAAGACUUACUCAGUCAGCAAUUGGAGCAAUAUAAAAUUGAAAUUAAUAUCGGAAAAUGGAGACGGCAGAAAGAAAUUAACGAAAGGUCAAGACACUUGCCAAUCGAGCAUGUUUCAAGACAGUUGCAAAUCAGGCAGACCGAAAGCAGUCUAUUGCGCGAGCACGGGCUUGAAAUGUUAAUGAAAAGGUCUGAAGAGUUGUUGUUAGAGGGAUUAAAUGGUGUGAAUGACAUUGUGAACGAGUUAGAUACAGAGGGCUUUCCAGAAUUAAGGAGUUUGGAAUUGAGAAGGAACAACACGAUUCAGCACUUGGUUAAUUCGAUGGGGCAAAUUCAUCUUUGUAUUGUAUUUGGUAGAUUAGAGGCAUUGUUCCUAGAAGAUUUGAGCAAUCUCCAGGAGAUAUGUCAUGGGGAAGUUACAGUAGAGUCAUUCAAAAUGUUGAGAGCCGUAACGGUGAGAAAAUGUAACAGACUGAAGAAGUUGUUGCCGCUCUUCAACGCUAGACAGAUUGAGGAAAUUCGAAUAAGUGAUUGCAAUGCGAUGGAGGAGAUAUUUACUCAUGAAAUACAAGAUGACGUCCAUGAUGAUGAUGAUAACAAGGAAGAGCUUCUUCAGUUGCGCACCUUGGAGUUGAAAAAUUUAUCAAAGCUUAGAGAAUUGUGCUCCGAAAUAUUAUUGAAGAAAAUUGGUUCAUCUAAAAAACAAAAGGAACCAUUUGUUGAAGAUUCCAUCAUGCCUCCUCUGUUCAAUGGGAAGUUUCUUUGUUUCCUGAAAUUGGAGAACAUGGAGUUGCGUGGAUGUCAUGUCAAGAAGAUAUGGGAUGAUCAGUUUCUACCAAGCUCUACUUCUUUCUGUUGCUUAAAAACAUUGGUGGUAGCCAACUGCAAGUUUUUAAAAUGUGUAGUUUCAUCUUCUAUGGUUGCCAACUUUAAACAGCUCUCGCAUCUUGAGGUAAAAGGUUGUGAGGCCAUGGAAAUAAUAGUGAGCAGGGAUGAGAGGACGGAAAAGAUGUCAUUUCCUGAACUAAUUAAUCUGAGCCUAGUGGAUCUUCCGAGACUGUCCAAAUUCUCCUCUGGAAUUUUCAGUGAAUUUCCAAUGUUAUGUGAUCUUGGUAUUGGGAAUUGCCCUGAAUUGAAGACUUUUAUUUCCGAGUCAUCCGAAGAGAAGUCAAACACCACCAUGCCAUCUCUCUUCAACCAAAAUUUUCUUUGUUUCCUGAAAUUGAAGAAUUUGAAACUGCAAGAAUGUAAUUUCAAGAGGAUAUGGGAUGAUGAUCAGCUUGUAACAAGCUCUACUUUUUGUUGCUUAUCGAGUUUGAAGGUAGUCAAUUGUCCCUUUUUGAAGUAUGCAUUCUCAUCUGCUAUGGCUUCGUGUUUCGAGCAACUCCAAUCUAUUGAGGCAAGAGAUUGUGGAACAAUGGAAGAAAUAAUGAGCAAGUUAAAUGAAUGCAUGGAUAACAUCUCAUUUCCUCAGCUUCAGUCUCUGACUAUCUCCCAUAAUGCCAACAUGGUGUCUUUCACCAAGAUAUCAGAAGGCUUAUCUCUCUUUGAUGAAAGGUUUAUUUGUUUCCCGAAAUUGGAGAACUUGGAGUUGCGAGGAUGUCGUGUCAAGAAGAUACGAGAUGAUCAGUUUCCACCAAGCUCUACUUCUUUUUGUUGCUUAAAAAAAUUGGUGGUGGCCAACUGCAAGUUUUUGAAAUGUGUAGUUUCAUCUUCUACGGCUGCCAGCUUUAAACAGCUCUCGCAUCUUGAGGUGACGGAGUGUGAGGCCAUGGAAUUAAUAGUGAGAAGGGAUGAGAGGAUGGAUAAGAUGUCAUUUCCCAAACUAAGUCUUUUGAGGCUAAGGAAUCUUCCAAGACUGUCCAAAUUCUCCUCUGGAAUUUUCAGUGAGUUUCCAAUGUUACGUGAUCUUUAUAUUCGGAAUUGCCCUGAACUGAAGACUUUUAUUUCCGAGUCAUUCGAAGAGAAGGCAAACACCACCAUGCCAUCUCUCUUCAACGAAAAUGUUGCAUUCCCCAGCUUGAAGACUGUAUGCGUUGAAGGCGUGGAUGGGUUAAAGAUGAUAUGGCAAUACGGACGACUCCCUAAUAAUGCUGAAUCCUUUUGCCAAUUGGAAGAUGUAGAAGUUGAAAAAUGUAAGAAUCUAAUGGGGAUAUUUUCAUCUGGUAUGCAUACAAGACUGGGGAAUCUAAAAAGGUUGAAAAUAAGUGAAUGUGAAAUGGUGGAAGAGAUCUUUGAAAUGGAAACAUCAAAUUGUGGGAUAGAAGAAGUUGCUGGUAAGCAGGAAGGAUUGGAGACAGUAGUAUCCCCUGAUGAUGCGUUUGUAUUCCCUCUAUUACAGAAAAUCAAGCUCCAAAGUUUGCCCAAUCUAGUGAGUUUCUAUGCAGGAACACACACCCUAAGAUUUCCUUCGUUAAAAAGUUUAAAACUGACGGAGUGCUUGAAGGUGAAGGCUGUUUCUGGUUCAGAACUUUUGAGCUAUCAAGGCAGGCAUGAGUCACUAUUCUCUACAAUAUUCUCCACCAAAGUUCCAUUUGGUAGAGAUUGCAAAUGCAAAAUAAAACUAGGUAAACUGCCAAACUUGAUGCAUUUGAUGGAGGAGGAGGAGGAGGAGGAGGAGAGCUCCCUGCAGCAGCCGCAAACAUUGUUCAUUCCAGAUAUGAUAGAUAUACAAGUGGUGGAAUGUGAAAGGUUAAAGAACCUGGUACCGUCCUCCAUAUCCUUGCAGAACUUGAACUCCUUGAUGCUGACAGAUUGCCAUGGAAUGCUACAUUUACUAUCUUCCCAUACAGCCAAAAGCAUGACACAACUUCGUUGGUUGGAAAUAAGAAGUUGCAAAAGAAUGGAAGAGAUAAUUUCUGAUGCGGGAGUUGACCAUUCGAAAGGUGGUGAAAUUGUCUUUACUUGGUUAGAUCAAUUGGUGCUCGAUGAUUUACCCACUCUCACGAACUUCUAUUCUGGGAACUAUACAAUAAGAUUUCCAAAUUUAGAAUUUUUGAGUGUCAAUAGGUGCUUUGACAUGCAAAAUUUCUCUAAACAUAGUAUUAUAAGCACCCAACAACUGGAAGAAAUAUCUAUUAAUGGUACUUCUUAUAGAGGACCAGAAUUGGAAUCCAAGUUGAAAUCAGAAUCAGAAACAGAAUCGUCUUCUAAUUGGAUGGUUGGUAUUAAUAGCAUCAUAGCAAAACACUGCCCGAGCCACCAUCGCCGUACUGCAUUACAAGAGCUCUCCACUGAAAAAGAUAUCACUCCGUUAAAUCCGUCUGAAGAAUAGCCAUCUCCUCAAAUGUAUAUCUAUUGCGAGUGGUCUCUGCAAGUAAUUUGGUGUCUUGUAUAUGGAUGAUCAGGUCAUUCCUUGAAAACUUUAAUAUUAUUUUUUUUUUUGGAAUAAAUUUUUUGACGAAUCCCGAAUUUUAGCUAAUUUCCUAAAAAACCACAUUUUGGUACAUUAUUGUGUCUGUUAAUUUUUGUUGGAGAUGUUGAUUGAAAUCCCCAAAAAAAAAACAAGAGUGUGGAUUUUGGAUUGAACAAUUCGAAAUAGAGGAAGACCGAGUGUUUUUAUUCGAAAUAUGUGUUUUAUGUUAGCCUUUUUGGAAAAGCAAAAGAAAA
Messenger RNA from Ziziphus jujuba (common jujube), 5973 nucleotides. RefSeq lists its product as uncharacterized. NCBI's taxonomy places the organism in Eukaryota, Viridiplantae, Streptophyta, Magnoliopsida, Rosales, Rhamnaceae. The transcript is spliced from 8 exons. The record is from RefSeq and is a predicted model, not a curated record. The coding region runs from base 251 to 5638 and encodes 1795 amino acids. Gene Ontology annotation, molecular function: protein binding; ADP binding; ATP hydrolysis activity.